This is a messenger RNA of Panicum virgatum (switchgrass), 1377 nucleotides long. RefSeq names its product hsp70-Hsp90 organizing protein 1-like. The record is from RefSeq and is a predicted model, not a curated record. The transcript is spliced from 6 exons. Bases 1 to 642 code for a protein of 213 amino acids. NCBI's taxonomy places the organism in Eukaryota, Viridiplantae, Streptophyta, Magnoliopsida, Poales, Poaceae. Gene Ontology annotation, molecular function: protein binding.
AUGUUCCUUAUUGAGGCUGGUGCUGAUGUGCAGGGUAUUGGUACGGAAACACCCUUAGCACUUGCUGCUACUGAUGGCUUAACUGACAUCCUGAAGUGCUUAGUUGAGGCUGGUGCAGAUCCUAAUGCUCGCGAUGGUUUUGGAUUCACUCCAAUAGAAAAUGCUGCACGUUAUAGUAGGAGGGAAGAUGUUGAGAUGCUAUUUCCAGUCACUGCCCAUAUUCCAGGCGUGUGUGAUUGGAGUGUUGAUGGAAUUAUUAGUUACGCAAAUUCAAAGCCUGCACUCAAGGGCGAGGAUAUGUAUAAAGUGAUGCUUGCUAAUUUAAAGUUUCAAGGACAUGAAGCAGUUAAGAACAAGGAUUAUCUUUCAGCAGAAGUUUACACUGAGGCGAUUGAUCUUGACCCCGAUGAUGCAACCUUGUUCUCAAAUAGGAGCCUUUGCAGGCUUCGUUUGGGUAAUGGGAAGAAGGCCUUGACUGAUGCUGUAGCUUGCAAGUCUAUGCGACCUGGCUGGUCGAAAGCCUGCUACCGUGAAGGAGCUGCCCAAAUGUUACUGAAGGAUUAUGAAAAAGCAUGUGGUGCUUUUCUUGAUGGUCUGAAACUGGAGCCAGAGAAUGUAGAGAUAGAAUCUGCUUUAUGGUAAUCUCUGUUCUCAAGGCGUCGCCUAGGCGACACCUAGGCGUCCAUGCGCCGUCCACCGAUUUGCGCCUUGCUCGCCUAGGCGCCCGCCUUGCUCGCCUAGGCAUCCAGCCGCCCCACCUUGCUAGGUGUCCGCCUUACCGCCUUGAGAACAGAGAUGGUAAUCUACCUGUCCCUUUCGUCUACAUGUAUAUAGUUUUGCCACAUAACCUCAUGUUGAGCACUCAUAUUUCCUUUUAAUGGAUCUCAUCCAUCUAUACUGUUGUUCUGAUUGAAAUUUGCACGAAAGCUGUUGAAUCCUUGAAGAUAUCUCGCAAUAAUGAGAAAGAAUAGCUAGUGUUUAGGUGUCAAAAAUUUGUACAGAAUCUGCCCUACUCCUUGAGAAGAUGGAGCUUCCCUCAUUAGCUGUUGCCCAAGCUGUAUCUGAAGUAUGUGGGAGAGGCAAAUGGUUUAGAGUUAAUAGAUGUCCUUUUGCUAAUUAUGAGCUAGGUCCCAAGGAAUUAUGAAGUGCCCAAACUGUUUGAGUUUGCUCCUGUUCUGUCGAUGUUGGUCUAAACUUUCAGUGCCAGCUGCCCUUGUUUUUGCCUCCUGUUCUUGUAUUGGAUCACAUCCAUCUAUACUGCCAGUUCAUUCACGAGCAGCUCCCUAGAAGAACUUGAUCAGGGACAAUGCUUGCUCAGUGUUCUUGAAGCGUUCUGUAAUGUUAGUUCAUUCACGAGCAGUUCCCAAAGUUCAUCUA